AUGGCUGCCGACGGUGUUGCCGAGCAUUAUCAGGUCCUCGAGGAGCUUGGCCGCGGAAGUUUCGGCGUCGUUUUCAAGGGCAUAGAAAAGGCCACGGGCGAAACGGUUGCCAUCAAGCACAUCGAUCUCGAAUCGAGCGAAGAUGAUAUCGAAGAGAUCCAGGCCGAGAUCGCCGUCUUGAGCACCUGCGCGAGCCCCUUCGUCACGCAGUACAAGGCAUCCUUCCUCCGAGGGCACAAGCUAUGGAUCGUCAUGGAGUACCUCGGCGGAGGCUCCUGUCUGGACCUGUUGAAACCGGCCAACUUUGGCGAGUCCCAGAUUGCCAUCGUCUGCCGCGAGCUGCUGCUCGGCAUCCGCUACCUGCACGGCGAGGGCAAGAUUCACCGCGACAUCAAGGCCGCCAACGUCCUGCUCUCCGAGACGGGCCGCGUCAAGCUCGCCGACUUUGGCGUCGCCGCCCAGCUGACCAACAUCAAGUCGCAGCGGAACACGUUUGUCGGCACGCCUUUCUGGAUGGCCCCCGAGGUCAUCCAGCAGGACGGCUACAGCUUCAAGGCCGACAUCUGGUCGCUCGGCAUCACCGCCAUGGAGAUGGCCAACGGCGAACCCCCGCUCUGCCACAUACACCCCAUGAAGGUGCUCUUCCACAUCCCCAAAAACUCUCCCCCGAGGCUCGAGGGCAACUUCAGCCGAGACUUCAAGGACUUUGUCGCCCAGUGUCUCACCAAGGACCCCGAGCGCCGUCCCUCCGCCGGCGAUCUGCUCAAGCACCGCUUCAUCCGCUCCGCCGGCAAGAUCGAAGCCCUGCAGGAGCUCAUCGCCCGCCGCCGGAUGUGGGACGCGAGCCAGGACCGCCACCGGCACACCAUCUACUACCAGGAGACUCUCCAAACCAUCACGCCCCGAGACCAGGAGGAAGGCUGGGUCUUCGACACGGUCAAGUCGGUCGUGCCCGCCGCCAAGUCGGUCGCGCCUCCGAGGAAGCCGAGCGUGAAGCACCGGAAACCGUCGCCGAUGGUCGCCGCCGAGGACGGCCUGCGCAAGCUCGACCUCAGCGAGGGUCCCCUCGGCCUCUCGUCGCCGGCCACGGGCACGGUGCGAAAGUCGACGGUCCGUCGGACCUCGUCCGUCGCGCGAACCUCGUCCAUCCUCUCCAACGGUUCCCCGCGCUCGUCGGCGAGCACUAAGAAGCCUCUCCAGCCGGACAUGUCGUUUGGAAACUCGGGUUCGACCAUGCGACUGUUCCGCAGGGUGCCGUCGGACAGCUCGACGUCUGGUCAGCCUGGCGGGCCCAGGCCGUCGGGCGACGACGUCUUCUGCGACGAGAACAUUCCGCCUCCCAUGGCCUCGCCCGUCGAGCCGUACGGGAAGGAGGCCGUCCUCGGCCGCCGACUGUACACCAAGGCGAUAGAGCCCAUCAUGGCCGAGCUGCAUGCCCAGACCUCGUCGAUGCACAAGCGAGAGGCCUUGGGCAAGCUGUCCGACGCCUUCGCCGCCCUUGACGCCGUCGACCCGGAAGGAGCCUACCACCUAAUGAGCAAUCUCGUCGUCGGCAUGUCGCAGGACAACAAGCUCAACGCCGCCCUGCUGCGGCAACCCCUCCAGAAGGUGCAGGACGACGGCACGCCGCAGGGCACCGUCAUCGUCAAGGGCUCCACCCCCUCUGCCGCCAACCAGGCGAAGCUCGUCCUGAGCUCCAACAACCCUCACCUCAAGAGCCACCGUCGACGACAGGUCGACUCCCCGGCAACGAAGCUCGGCGAGAAGGAGUACGACAAGGACAGGCAGACUCCCCUGGAGGAAAAGUACCCCGGCCGCGAGCCGCGCGCGGGCAUGGAGCACUGCAGGCAGCUGUCCGACGUCCUCUACCAGCGCUGGUCGGACAACCUCCGAAUACGAUGGCCCGCCGUCUAA
This is a messenger RNA of Drechmeria coniospora, 1914 nucleotides long. Its product is annotated as Mst3-like protein kinase. Gene Ontology annotation, molecular function: protein kinase activity; ATP binding. Gene Ontology annotation, biological process: protein phosphorylation. Lineage: Eukaryota; Fungi; Ascomycota; Sordariomycetes; Hypocreales; Ophiocordycipitaceae. The transcript is spliced from 4 exons. The coding region runs from base 1 to 1914 and encodes 637 amino acids. The record is from RefSeq and is a predicted model, not a curated record.